AAGUCAACCAAAGGGUCCGUUGUCCUGGGCUACGUAUUUCGUCACUUAAACCUAGUGGAAAUAGAUUACUUUGGACUGCGCUACUGUGACCGAAGUCAUCAAACGUACUGGCUGGAUCCUGCGAAGACUCUUGCUGAACAUAAAGAAUUGAUAAACACUGGACCACCAUACACACUGUAUUUUGGCAUUAAAUUUUAUGCAGAGGAUCCAUGUAAACUUAAAGAAGAAAUAACAAGGUAUCAGUUUUUCUUGCAGGUAAAGCAAGAUGUUUUACAGGGCCGUUUGCCUUGUCCUAUCAACACUGCAGCACAGCUGGGAGCAUAUAUAAUUCAGUCUGAGCUGGGGGACUAUGACCCAUAUAAGCACACUGCAGGUUAUGUCUCGGAGUACCGCUUUGUUCCAGACCAGAAGGAAGAGCUGGAGGAUGCCAUAGAGCAGAUACACAAAACUCUAAUGUAAGAAUUCAAUACUCUUGGGAACUUGGCAGAAGUGAACUACUUAGGUGUAGCCAAAUCCCUGGAAAUGUAUGGAGUGGAUCUUCAUCCUGUUUAUGGUGAAAACAAAUCUGAAUACUUUUUAGGAUUGACACCCAUAGGAGUUGUUGUCUACAAGAAUAAAAAACAAGUAGGAAAAUAUUUCUGGCCUAGGAUUACAAAAGUUCACUUCAAGGAAACACAGUUUGAACUGAGAGUCCUGGGAAAAGAUUGCAAUGAAACUUCCUUCUUUUUUGAAGCACGUAACAAGGUCACAUGCAAACAUCUCUGGAAAUGCUGUGUAGAACAUCAUACAUUUUUCAGAGUGCCAGAGAAUGAAUCAAACUCUCUUUCAAGAAAAGUCAGCAAGUUUGGAUCCAUAGGUUAUAAACAUCGGUAUAGUGGCAAAACAUCUUUACGAAUGACCAGAGACCCUUCUGUGCAGCUUCCACGGCCUGACCUGUGCAUUGAAAGAAGUCGCAGCAAGACUUACCCCAAAAGAACACAACAGACAGGUUCUAAAAACAUAAGCCAGAUUACAACCAAUGGGGAAAAUGAAGGAACUACCAAAAUCAUCGCACCUUCCCCAGUGAAAAGCUUUAAAAAGAUGAAAAAUGAAAACAGUCCAGAAACCCAAAGAAGUAAAACAAACGCUCCGUGGGAGGAAAAUGGCCCGCAGAGUGGACUAUAUAAUUCUCCCAAUGACCGCAAUAAAUCACCAAAGUUUCCUUACUCUCGCCGAAGGAACCCAUCAGGUGGCAGUGAGAAUGAGUCUGGGCAGCCAAUCCGGAGGAGGAAAAAUCAAAACAGUGGUGAAGAUUCAGAUUUAAAGCAAAGGAGAAGAUCACGGUCUCGCUGCAACACCAGCAGUGGCAGUGAAUCAGAAAAUUCCAACAGAGAACAUCGGAAGAAGAGAAACAGAUUACGGCAAGAGAACGAUAUGGUUGACUCGGCUCCUCAGUGGGAAGCCGUGCUGCGGCGCCAAAAGGGGAAAAACCAGCCAGAUCCAAACUACCGGCGAUCCAGGCACAGAUCUCGAUCGUAUGUAACCCUUGCACUCUUUGAUGUGAAAAUUAAGGCUGCUGUAGCAUA
This is a messenger RNA of Acanthisitta chloris (rifleman), 1565 nucleotides long. RefSeq names its product erythrocyte membrane protein band 4.1 like 4A (gene EPB41L4A). The record is from RefSeq and is a predicted model, not a curated record. Lineage: Eukaryota; Metazoa; Chordata; Aves; Passeriformes; Acanthisittidae. The annotation marks the transcript as partial. The transcript is spliced from 17 exons. Gene Ontology annotation, cellular component: cytoskeleton.